Molecule: messenger RNA, 1545 nt
Organism: Fusarium vanettenii 77-13-4
Lineage: Eukaryota; Fungi; Ascomycota; Sordariomycetes; Hypocreales; Nectriaceae
Exons: 1
Coding region: 1-1545 (514 amino acids)
Biological process (GO): steroid metabolic process
Cellular component (GO): membrane; cytoplasm
Molecular function (GO): FAD binding; Delta24(24-1) sterol reductase activity
Source: RefSeq, a predicted model, not a curated record
AUGGAUCGUCAUGACCAAGCAGUCGAGGACAUUGCGACUGCUGUCCGCCAAUUCUUCAAGCUUGGAGAGAAAUACCGAGUGUUUCACGGCUCCUCGAACAGUACCCGUCCCCGCCAUGGAUCCAACCAGAACAUUGUUGAUAUCAGCAUGUUAUCAAACGUCCUCGCCGUAGACGUCAAUCGACAGACUUGCAUCGUGGAGCCCAACGUCCCUAUGGAUCGUCUAGUUGAAGCCACCAUUGCGUAUGGCCUUGUUCCUCCCGUUGUCAUGGAGUUCCCCGGCAUCACCGCGGGAGGCGGGUUCUCGGGGACGUCAGGGGAAAGCAGUUCGUUCCGCCACGGCUUCUUCAACGAAACUGUCAACUACGUGGAGAUGGUGCUCGGGAAUGGUGAUAUCGUCAAGGCAUCGCGGCAGGAAAGGCCAGAUCUAUUCCACGGCGCUGCCGGCGCUGCAGGGACACUCGGUAUCACCACGGCGAUGGAGUUGCAGCUUAUCGAUGCCAAGAGAUUCGUCAAGACCACGUACCGCAGAGUUGAUACUGUUGCAAAGGCCAUUUCAGAGAUCAAGAGGGAGUGUGACAACACCGAAAUCGAUUACCUUGACGGCAUUGUCUAUUCACAAGAUCACGGCGUCAUCAUCACAGGCGAAGCAACCAACGUCAAGCCUUCAGAAUGUCCCGUGCAGACCUUCAGUCAUCCCGGAGACCCAUGGUUCUAUCUUCACCUGCAGGAAAAAACACGAAAUCUCUCUCCGUCAUCAACCGUGACAGAGUACGUGCCGCUCACCGAGUAUCUCUUCCGCUAUGAUAGAGGCGGCUUCUGGGUUGGUCGCCAGGGCUACACCUACUUCAAGGCGAUCCCGUUUAACAGGUUCUUUCGUUGGCUUCUUGACGACUACUCGCAUACCCGGACUCUGUAUCAUGCCCUCCACGCCAGCCGCAUUUCCUCACAGUUUGUUGUUCAAGACCUGGCACUACCAUAUGAAACGGCUGAGACAUUCAUCAACUGGGUCGACCGCUCACUCGGGAUUUGGCCGCUGUGGCUCUGUCCCUUGAAAGGAUGCUCGAUGCCAACUUUCCAUCCGGUUACAAACAGCAAAGUCUCGGAUUCGGACAGCAUGGAGAAGCAGACCCCUCGCGAGGCUCAAAUAUCUCAACCAAUGCUAAACAUUGGUGUCUGGGGCUGGGGCCCUCAGAACUUUGACGAAUUCGUCUCGAAAAACCGUGAUCUGGAACACAAACUCACGGCUCUUGGUGGCCGCAAGUGGCUAUAUGCCCACACAUAUUACCAAGAAGGCGAGUUCUGGAACCUAUACGACUAUGGGUGGUAUCAAGCUCUGAGGGAGAAGUAUUCCGCCACAACUUUACCGACGGUAUACGACAAGGUAAAGGUCAAUGUUCAGGCCAAGGGGGAAAGUACGGAGCAGUGGAGCGAGUCCUGGCUGAGCAAAUGGCCGAUUGGAGGAUUGUAUGGCAUGGUUCUGGCGACUCUAUCUGGGGAUAUCAAUUUGCAUCGUCAGGCGAAGUGGAGGUAUUGGAGCAAGUAG